AAGAGUAGGGGUUAAUUUUUACAACUGGACUCUUGUCUGUUCUAAUAUAGAUUUCGACAUUUAAGGACAGGAUAUAUCAGCACUUUGAAGAAUGUCUCGGUCAUGGUUGCUCCAGCUUUCUCUCCUGCUGACCGCUCUGCUUCUGGAACCGGUCCAGAGCAGGCACGGGUGCACUGACAGGUGCUGCUCCUUCCUGAAUAAAUUUCCAGGGAGGCUGAAGGCACUGAGGACGUCCUUUGCCACGAUAAGGGACUACUACGAAGGUAAAGACGACAUCGAGACGGCGCUGCUAGACGACGAUAUGCUAAGUGACUUCCAAAGUCCUUUCGGAUGCCACGCAAUAAACGACGUUCUACGAUUUUACCUGGACACCGUCCUACCAACUGCUAUUAAAGAAAAAGACAGAAAAGACUACACAUAUCAUAUCGACAAUAUAGGAGGCAUAUUCAAUGAGUUGAAGAAAGAAAUGCUUCACUGUAGAAAUUACUUUUCUUGCAAGAAACCUUUUGAACUCGACAGCAUCAUGACAACAUACAAAAAAAUGCAAGGCCAAGGACUAUACAAAGCUAUGGGGGAGCUGGGCCUGCUGUUUAAUUACAUUGAAGAGUACAUGAUGUCACUCAAGCCUAAACACUGAACCUCUGGAGACCUCGUGGUACAUCAUACCUGCGGCUAUAACCAUAAGCAAGUGCUGUGGAGACGGAUCACAGACAAACUUAAUGAAAUCUACACUUACCUCUUGUAUAUUGCAUUCCAGUUAUGAGAAUAGUUACCUCUUUACAGAUGAAGUUUCAGUGGAAAUCUAAACCAGAUGACAGCAAAGAUAUUCACACAUUGAGCAUAUGGUGAAGUCAGAUGAAUGUUUUUCAUGUAUUUAGUAGUGUUUGUAAUUUUGUCAUGUCAAGGACAUGGACCUGAGGAUGCAGGCAGUCAGGUGACAUCCUUAUGUGACAGUCAUGGGGGGGGGGGGGGGCUUUCAGCCUACCUUCUAAAACUGUCACUCUACCUCUUUAACCUGGAAACUGCAGUCCUGAUUUUUUGUUUUUUAAACGAGACCAAACACUGUUCCCUGAAAUACUGUCCAUCUAGUUUAACUUACUGUUAUGAAGCUACAUCUAUGCAUAAUCAAAGUUUAAAAAUGAGCUUUUGAAUUCCAUUGAAUUUUGAAUUGAGCAUACUUAUCAAGUCAUAUUGACAAAAUCAUAGUAUAUGACAUGCAUAUUUUUAAUAUUCAGGCAGGUGCAGUAGUAUUAUAUGUUUUGUUAAUUUACUCUUUAAUAUGCUGUUUUUGAUAUUUGUAUUUAUUAUUAUACUAUUUUUAUGAUGGUUAUAAGUUUUAAUUCAAACAACUAUUAUUUUAUACGAAUAAUAAUUAUUAAUAAAUAUGGUGAAUGCUGUAAAAAUAUAAGUGCUAUGUUGGUUUAGAAAAAUCUCCAUUGGGGAUUUGACUGCUUUUAAAUUUGAGAAGUAUGUGUAUGUAUUUAUUUAUUAU
Messenger RNA from Anguilla rostrata (American eel), 1492 nucleotides. RefSeq names its product interleukin 10 (gene il10). The coding region runs from base 92 to 637 and encodes 181 amino acids. Gene Ontology annotation, molecular function: cytokine activity. NCBI's taxonomy places the organism in Eukaryota, Metazoa, Chordata, Actinopteri, Anguilliformes, Anguillidae. The transcript has 5 exons. Gene Ontology annotation, cellular component: extracellular region. Gene Ontology annotation, biological process: immune response. The record is from RefSeq and is a predicted model, not a curated record.